This is a messenger RNA of Magnolia sinica, 2051 nucleotides long. Its product is annotated as carotenoid cleavage dioxygenase 7, chloroplastic. Gene Ontology annotation, molecular function: 9-cis-epoxycarotenoid dioxygenase activity. The coding region runs from base 49 to 1926 and encodes 625 amino acids. The record is from RefSeq and is a predicted model, not a curated record. The transcript has 7 exons. Gene Ontology annotation, biological process: carotene catabolic process. NCBI's taxonomy places the organism in Eukaryota, Viridiplantae, Streptophyta, Magnoliopsida, Magnoliales, Magnoliaceae. Gene Ontology annotation, cellular component: chloroplast stroma.
GCAAGCAACGUCAUCCUCGGAAACAACAAGCAUCUAAACCGACCGAAAAUGCAGACGGCGUCGUAUCAUUUCCUUCCCGCCAGAAUCCCGGCACCGGUUAGGAAACCCCCGGCGCACAGACUCCUCCCUCCCGCUAAAAUAAGCCGAGCGUUAACGAGCACCGCCGAGGUAGCGCAAGGGAUUCACGUGCCGGACAGAGAAGACGACGACGCAAUAGCGGCUUUCUGGGACUACCAGUUCCUAUUCGUCUCGCAGCGGUCGGAGUCGGUGGAUCCGGUCUCCCUCCGUACGGUCGAGGGGGCGAUCCCUCCCGACUUCCCGCCAGGGACUUACUACCUCGCCGGGCCGGGCCUCUUCUCCGACGACCACGGGUCGACGGUCCAUCCUCUCGACGGCCACGGUUACCUACGGGCUUUCUCGAUCGAUGGAAACGCGGGAGAGGCCCGAUUCUCGGCGAGGUACGUCGCGACGGACGCGCAGGUGGAGGAGCAUGACCGGGAAACCGGCAGCUGGCGGUUCACCCACAGGGGGCCGUUCUCCGUGCUGCGGGCAGGGAGGAAGAUCGGGAACACGAAAGUGAUGAAGAACGUGGCGAAUACGAGCGUGUUGAAGUGGGGGGCCCACCUACUGUGUCUUUGGGAGGGUGGGAACCCGUACGAGAUCGAACCUGGGACGUUGGAUACGGUCGGUCUGUUUGACGUGUUCCAGGAAAAGGAACCGGUGCCGGAGUGUCAUGUUUCCGGUGGUGUACGUCAGUUUUCCGGCGGAGGAUUGCUGAGAUUGGGGUUGGACGUCGCUACUGGGUUCUUGAAGCCCAUUCUUCACGGUGUGUUUAACAUGCCGGAAAAGCGAUUGCUAUCUCAUUACAAGAUCGACGCCCUUCGGAACCGACUUCUUGUAAUUGCUUGCAACGCCGAGGAUAUGCUUCUCCCUCUCAGCAACUUCACAUUCUACGAAUUCGAUUUGGAUUUCAAGCUAAUCCAGAAGCAGGAAUUCAGCAUCCCUGACCAUCUGAUGAUCCACGACUGGGCCUUCACGGACACGCAUUACGUUAUCUUCGGCAAUCGUAUCAAGCUCGACAUUCCUGGAUCGAUGCUAGCAGUAACUGGGCUAUCUCCCAUGAUAUCUGCACUGUCCGUGAACCCAAGCCGGUCCACAUCGCCGGUUUACUUGCUUCCAAGAUUCCCAGACAAGGUAGCAGGAAACCGGGAUUGGAGAGUACCGGUCGAAGCUCCGUCGCAGCUGUGGUUACUACACGUAGGCAAUGCGUUCGAGCAAAGGGACGAAAAGGGCAAUUUGGAGAUUCAAAUAUAUGCCGCUGCUUGCUCCUAUCAGUGGUUCAAUUUCCAGAAGAUGUUCGGAUAUGAUUGGCAGAGCGCCAAACUCGACCCUUCUUUCAUGAACGUAAGAGAAGGUGAAGAGGCUUUGCUACCUCACCUUGUCCGGGUAGGCAUUGAACUGAAUGCUGACGGAGUCAGCCGGAGAUGUUCCGUCGAAGCCUUGAAUCAGUGGAACAGACCAUCUGACUUUCCUGCAAUCAAUCCUGCCUUCUCCGGCGCGAGAAACACUUACAUUUAUGCAGCGACUUCUUCCGGAUCUCGUAGAUCAUUGCCCCAUUUUCCAUUCGAUAGUAUUGCGAAACUCAACGUUUCAGAUGGAUCGGUCUCCAAAUGGUCCACUAGAACUCGGCGGUUCAUUGGAGAGCCCAUAUUUGUUCCCAAGGGGGCUGAGGAGGAUGACGGGUACCUUCUAGUAGUAGAGUAUGCAGUUUCAAUACAGAAGUGUUACCUUGUGAUUUUGGAUCCUAAGCGCAUAGGAAGAGCUGAUGCAGUUGUAGCAAAGCUGGAAGUUCCCAAACACCUGAACUUUCCACUUGGAUUCCAUGGCUUUUGGGCUCCAGAUGUUAGUAACUCAAUAAAAAGAUAGUUGUAACUACCAACUAGUAGUUUGAUUGAAAAGAUAAUACAUUUAUUUAUUGUUGUAUUAUUUAAUUUUUUAUAUUAAGGGAGCCUGGGGCCCAACUGCAACCUUACUGUCGGGAGUUCAUCCAA